Molecule: messenger RNA, 3163 nt
Organism: Papilio xuthus (Asian swallowtail)
Lineage: Eukaryota; Metazoa; Arthropoda; Insecta; Lepidoptera; Papilionidae
Exons: 10
Coding region: 317-3163 (948 amino acids)
Biological process (GO): positive regulation of protein tyrosine kinase activity; neuromuscular junction development
Molecular function (GO): protein kinase binding
Source: RefSeq, a predicted model, not a curated record
GCCGCGCUCGUUGCCGCUGGCGCGUGUCUCCCGUGUCGUGGCACACUUUUGAGCGCGAAGUUUUCGUAAAGUGAGUUGCUUAUUGUCCGUCGUAGGUGAUUGAAAACAAGUGACAAGAGAUGCAAAACGCAAUCCUUUUUGUGAUGACUGAUGAGAAGAGUGUGCUUUGCGAUGCGAUACUGUGACAAUAGCAUAAAAUGUAUAAAAACGCGCUUGUGUGGCGCCUAGUCGCCUCAGCUCCACACUGACGCGACAGCGGCACGACUGCGGCACGACUGCGGCGCGACUGCGGCGCGGUUGUAGUGCGACAUGCGCGAUGGCGGACGACAGCACCAUUAUCGAAGGCACCGUCAAGUUCCGCGACGGCAAGAAGUGGAAGUCGCGAUGGUGCGUGAUGCGGAAACUGUCGCCUGUAGCGGACUGCGUGCAGCUGCAGCUGUAUGGCGAUGCACGCGCACGUUGGGCCGGCGCCACCAGCAAGGCAGCGCUCUCGCUGGACGGCUACUUGGGCUGCGAGGCGGGCUUCACCCUCGACAAGCACUCACACACGCUCGCGCUCGUGUGUCGCGACCACACCGCAGUACUGGCCUUCGAGACCCGGGAGCGCCUUAUGCAAUGGCAGGUGAAGCUGCAAGCGCACGUGGCCGGCGCGCGACAGUGGCUUGUGGUGGUGGCUCGCGGUAGCCGGCUGGCGGCGGGCCCGGCACGCCUGCUGCUGCGCGCACCGCAUGCCGCGCUCGUGGCGGGUGUGCCUCCGCGCCUACUCGCCGUUUGGGAGCUUUCGCAUCUCAGGCGGUACGGCGCAGCGCAAGGUCGCUUCUGCCUGGAGGGCGGGGUGCGUUGCGGCCGCGGCGCCGGCCUGCACGUGCUAGUGACGGAUCAGGCGGCGGAGAUCGCGCGCGAGUUCGAAUGUGCCUCUCGUGGGAAUGUCUCUCCCACCAGAUGGUUUGCUGUUUUUAAGAAAAAUGAAGGCGCGGAGAGUUCGAGGACGCAGCCGGCGCACGGGUCGGCGCCGAGCACGGCGCAGCGUGCGCGGCCGCCGGCAGACUUGCGUCUGUACGAGGAACCCUGUGCGGAGGACGCGGGUGCCGUAUCACCGUACUGGCCCUCUGCGGAGCGCACUCACUAUCAGGACAUGGGGCUUGGGGACACGGUGUCGGUGAGCGAUGCAGAGGGCACGGGGUGCGGUAGCGGCGCAGGGAGCGCGUGGGGCGGCGCGCAGCUGCAGCGUUGCCGGAGCUGCAUGUGCAAGCUGGGCGCGAUGUCGCGCUCCUCCACGGCCGCGCUUACACCGGGCGCUAAGCACUUCAGUCCCGCGUGGACUAUGGACGCACUAAAUGAAAAUAUUCAAAGUUAUAAUGUACAAAAUGAUAAUGGUGUAGGUGAUAAUAUAGAGAGUUGUGAAGCUUUGCCUGUUGUAAAUAAGACUGAAGAAGUUUGCCGAUGUUCGGAUACGCCGCCCAGGAGACCGGCCAAGCAGACGGAGCUGGUGCUCGCUGUAAGCAGUGCGCCGCGCUGUGCCCGCUCGCGCAGCCAUUCGCAACUCAGCGCGUUUACAGAGAAAAUUGGGCCUUACGAAAAUUACGAUGUUCCGAAAGUCCCUUCAGCAGAGAUCGAUGGAGAGUACUACGACACACCUAAAAGACUCAAGGAAUGUUUGAAUCGGGAAUUGUUUAAAAUUACCAGAAGUUCCACUACUGACACUCUCGUGUUUAAGAAACCUUGCGGAUGUUUACUCAAACUCGGGAAAAAGUCUAAAGAACCUACGAUAGUAGAUUGUGAAGAAAACUUUGAGGUGGCAAACUGUCCCUGCCGCAGAGUGACGGACUGGGCUCAGGCUUGGAUUAGGUUACCGUACUGUAGGAGGGACACAAAUGCAAUCGAGAAACCUGCGCCAAAUAAAGAAAAUUCAGCGCCAAGUGACGGCCCUAACGCACUGUACGCUACAGUUGACUUAUCACAAAAGACGAGAAGAAAAUCUCAGCUUCAAGAAUGCCCCCCUACCAACGAGCAUCAGACAUGCGAUGCAGAAAUAGACGAUGGGCCGUUAGCCAAUUACGAGAACUUAAGCUUCGCUUUAUCUCUGGAACAUUACGAAAACGCGAAAGAUCUGCUGAGAAAAGUAGGAAUAACCGAAAGCGAACUAGACGCGAUCGGAGCUAACUUAAAACCCUUCUCUUUAGCCAAAAUCAGCAAAAAUAGCGUCUGUCUAAAGUGCGGACACCGUCGGAGCGACACGGGUUUAGUAGGGUCCUGCGGUGGGGCACAGAGCGGGGGCACCGACGAGUACCUCAUGAUGGAGCCCAGCAGCUUGGACAGCGACAGGUUGAGAGACCGCAUGUUGGCCGCCGGAUAUACUCCGAUGUCGCCCAUAGGCAGCUUUGCGUUUCAUACAUUAAAAUAUCCAGUCAAAAGUUCGAUUAAUAGGCUGCUCGAGGAAAAAUCGGCUAGCAAUCCGGCUCUGUGCCCGGACAAGACGAACAACGUGUGCGCCGAGGAGUCCAGCGAAGGUCGCGCGUCCGGUGACGAGAAGGACGGACGGCGGAGAGCGCGCGGCCGUCGCUCCAGCUCCGUCGACUCGUCGCGGUUCCUCGAAGACGUCGAGGAGUUCGAAGGGAGCGUCGGAAGCGGGGGAUCGGCGACAUCGAUGGAAACGUUAAGAGAUUUGUCGGGCUCGCGUGCGCGGGCGGCGUGCGCGUGCACGGCGCGGGGUGCGGGAGCGCGGGGCGGGGCGCGGGGUGGCGCCGCGGCGGCUGGUGCACGCGACUCCUGCAGCUCCAACGACUCGGGUGUGUCGAGCUGGUCGCUGCGCUCGGCCGCGCCUCCGCCCGCCGCCCCGCCGCUGCCUCGCACCGCUCCGCAUGCAUCGGGGGAAUCGCGAGGCGUGACGGACGCGCACAGCACGUCGAGCGGCACGUCAGACAUGUCUGACUAUGCGGAGACGCUAUCGCUGUGCUCCUCGCAGUCGUCCGGGGACGCGCCGGCUCCAUCCGGGCCCUGUCCGCGGCGCGCCGCCAGCACGUUGCGGCCCCGCGCCGGCCGCGAGUACCGCCCGCUGGGCCCGCUCGCGCCCGCCGCGCUGCUGCCCCGCCACCACCGCGCCCCGGCAGCUCCCGGCUCGCACCUGGACGCACAACGAACUGCCGCUAACAAACUAUACUAA